CUGUGUGUUUUAAGGAAACAAGCCCACAGUCCAGUCCAGUCCGACCCAGCCUGGGAGGCUUGUGAGCCCGCGUUUCGUAAUUGCCCCCCUCCUCGCAGCCCCCUCCCCCAGGCCUCCCCCUUCUCCCGCCCUCCUGCCCGCCCUCUCUCCCUCCCUCCUUCCCUCAGCCGGCGAGGCAGCAAUUACGCUUUGGGGAUAAAACGAGGCGCGGAACUCGGGCUGGGGCAUUUCUCCUCGAGAUGGCGGGUCUGACAGCGGCAGCCCUGCGGCCCGGAGUCCUCCUGCUCCUGCUGUCCGUCGUCCACCCCUCGCAGCCUGGAGGGGUCCCAGGGGCUGUUCCUGGUGCCGUUCCGGGAGGAGUCUAUUACCCAGGGGCUGGGCUCGGAGGCCUGGGAGUAGGAGCACUGGGGCCUGGAGUCAAACCUCCCAAGCCAGGUGUCGGAGGGCUUGCAGGCGUUGGCCCUGGGGCAGGGCUUGGGGCCUUUCCUGCAGGCAUCUACCCAGGGGCUCUCGUGCCCGGCGGAGUGGCUGGUGCUGCUGCAGCCUAUAAAGCCGCCAAGGCUGGCGCCGGGCUUGGUGGUGUUGCCGGUGUUGGCGGCUUAGGAGUGUCUCCAGGUGCGGUGGUGCCUCAGCCUGGAGUAGGAGUCGGAGUCGGAGCCGGAGCUGUAGGGAAGCCUGGGAAAGUGCCCGGUGUGGGGCUACCAGGUGUAUACCCAGGUGGAGUGCUUCCAGGCGCAGGAGCUCGGUUCCCGGGUGUAGGGGUGCUCCCUGGGGUUCCCACUGGAGCAGGAGUCAAGGCCAAGGCCCCAGGUGCAGCAGGAGCUUUUGCUGGAAUCCCAGGAGUUGGUCCCUUUGGGGUUCAGCAGCCUGGAGUCCCUCUGGGGUACCCCAUCAAGGCACCCAAGCUGCCAGGUGGCUAUGGACUGCCCUACACCACUGGGAAGCUGCCCUAUGGCUAUGGGCCCGGAGGAGUGGCUGGUGCAGCAGGCAAGGCCGGGUACCCAACGGGGACAGGGGUUGGCACAGCUGCAGCAGCAGCGGCGGCAGCUAAAGCAGCAAAGUUUGCAGGUGUUGGAGGAGCCGGAGUUCUCCCUGGCGUUGGUGUUGGAGCUGGCGGCAUUCCCGGUGCAAUUCCCGGGAUUGGAGGCAUCGCAGGGGUCGGGGCUCCAGCUGCUGCUGCAAAGGCGGCCGCUAAGGCGGCCAAAUAUGGAGCUGCUGCAGGCCUGGUGCCUGGGGCACCAGGCUUUGGCCCAGGAGUUGGAGUCCCUGGUGUUGGAGUCCCUGGUGUUGGGGUCCCUGGUGUUGGGGUCCCUGGUGUUGGGGUCCCAGGUGUUGGAGUCCCAGGUGUUGGAGUCCCAGGUGUUGGAGUCCCAGGGGCUGUGUCACCAGCUGCAGCUGCUAAAGCAGCUGCCAAAGCAGCCAAAUUUGGGGUCACAGCCGGAGUGGGAGUUGGAGGCAUUCCCACUUACGGGGUCGGUGCUGGGGGCUUUCCCGGCUUCGGUGUCGGUGUUCCUGGAGUUGGCCUUUCCCCUGCAGCCCAGGCAGCAGCCGCCGCCAAGGCAGCCAAGUACGGUCCUGCAGGAGCAGGAGCCCUGGGAGGGCUGGUGCCGGGUGCCGGAGUCCCAGUACCAGGGGUGCCGGGCACUGUGGGGGUGCCAGGAGUGGGGGUCCCAGCAGCUGCCGCCGCCAAAGCCGCCGCCAAGGCCGCUCAGUUUGGGUUAGGGCCCGGUGUUGGUGUGGCUCCCGGCAUUGGCCUCGGCCCCGGCGGUGUCACAGGGGUUGCAGCCGGGCUUCCUGCUGGCGUUCCCGGACUUGGAGUUGGUGUUCCUGGCUUCGGGGCAGUACCUGGACCCCUGGCCGCAGCUAAAGCAGCCAAAUAUGGAGCAGCAGGGCCCGGGGUCCUUGGAGAUGCCGGGGCUCUUGGCGGAGUAGGGGUCCCUGGCGGUGUGGCAGGAGCCGGACCUGCUGCCUUGGCUGCUGCUGCCAAAGCUGCUGCCAAAGCUGCCCAGUAUGGCCUGGGGGGCGUCGCAGGGCUCGGAGCUGGAGAUCUGGGAGUUGGAGGGCUUGGGGCUGUCCCGGGGGCCGUGGGCCUUGGAGGUGUGUCUCCAGCUGUGGCCGCUAAAGCAGCCAAAUAUGGAGUUGCAGCGAGACCUGGCCUCGGAUUGUCUCCCAUCUUCCCGGGUGCUGGAGCUGGGGGCCUGGGAGUUGGUGGCAAACCUCCCAAGCCCUACGGAGGGGCCCUGGGAGCCCUGGGAUUCCCAGGUGGGGCCUGCCUGGGGAAAGCCUGCGGCCGGAAGAGAAAGUGAGCUUCCCCGGACCCCUGACUCGCGACCUCAUCAACGUUGGUGCUACUGCUUGGUGGAGAAUGUACACCCUCUGUGACCCCACCCCAUGCCCUCCUAAGUCCCACCCGGGAGGGGACAGGGCAGGCCGGGCCGGGCGGACUUGGAAUUCCCCGGGGCAAGGAAACAAGAGACCGGUGGCCAAGCGGGCCCCAGGAGGCCCCCGACUUCAGAGGCGAGGGGCGGGGGGCUUGGCCCCCUGCCCCCACCCCCUUCCCACCCAGGAGCUCCCCCUCCACACACUCUCCAUCUCCAGGGGACCUUGGUGCUACGUGCUGGUGCUCUCAUCUUCCUGGGGGAGGGAGGAGGGAAGGGCAGCCCCCGGGGAACCCCCUCCCUGGGGCUCCUCUGAAGAUGGUGCCGACACUUCCCAGGCAGCCCCACCUCCCGCUGCCCACCAGGACCCACCUCUGGCUGCGGUCCAGUUGGUACCCAAGCCCAGAAAGCCUCAAGCUGGGUUCGGUCACACCAUCUCUUGGCCCCCUUUGUCCCCUCUCCCCCACCAACUGCUAUUCCCCAUGUCUGGGGUACCUUCGUGGCAGAAGACCCCCAUCGGGAAUAGUCCCCUUGCUCUUGUGGAACCCAUCCGCCCAUCAGUCCAUCCGUCCAUCCAUCCUUGUCCCCAGUUGACCGCCUGGCACCACUAGCUGGCCAGGCGCCCCCACCAUCAACCUGGUUGACCUGUCAUGGCAGCCUGUGCCCUGCCUCCGCCCACCACACACACGCCUACGAAGGGGCCCUGAGCCCAGGGUGUGAGGGGCUAGGGUGGCAGGAAUCUCCCGCCCCAACCUGGGUCUCCCCCCACGCAGUACUGUAUCCCCAGUCCCUCCCUCGAGCCACUGUACUUCAGAGCAUUUACCCCCUGCCCUGCCCUGCCCAUCUCUUUGUGUCUCGCUGUGAUAGAUCAAUAAAUAUUUUAUUUUUUGUCCUGGA
Messenger RNA from Diceros bicornis minor, 3275 nucleotides. RefSeq names its product elastin (gene ELN). The transcript is spliced from 34 exons. Bases 240 to 2306 code for a protein of 688 amino acids. Lineage: Eukaryota; Metazoa; Chordata; Mammalia; Perissodactyla; Rhinocerotidae. The record is from RefSeq and is a predicted model, not a curated record. Gene Ontology annotation, molecular function: extracellular matrix structural constituent.